Molecule: messenger RNA, 2427 nt
Organism: Liolophura sinensis
Lineage: Eukaryota; Metazoa; Mollusca; Polyplacophora; Chitonida; Chitonidae
Product: GTP-binding protein Di-Ras2-like
Exons: 2
Coding region: 668-1396 (242 amino acids)
Molecular function (GO): GTPase activity; GTP binding
Source: RefSeq, a predicted model, not a curated record
UUUUGUCAGUCCUUCGUAUGACCAAAUCUGGUUUAAAGCUGCAGAUUAGUGUAUUGUGAACACAUUCAUUUACAAAGUACUAAUCAUCUAAAAGGAUGAGAUGCCUUUAUUACGUAUAACAUAGGACAUUUGCAUUCUGCUUCAUAACUCUGCUCUUAAAUUUCUCCAGAGACCGUAUUUUCGUCGUGCUGAAUUAUGUCACCACGAAUAUAUUAACAGAUGCGUGUUUUGAUUAUCGACAACUUAUAUACUAGCAUCGUACACCAUGUGGAUACUGGUUUCAUCAUUCGCCUAGAGCAUUCCUUGCGUCAUUCCAACAUCAUUCCCAACGUCUUGUAGGGAUUCGCCGUUAAGAUGUUUGGGAGUAUUUUGAACCGGAGGCGGCUUGACGGACUUUCUGGUAACAGUAAUAUUACCCCAGCCAUUUGGACGUUGUCAUAACUGCUAUCCGCAUCUGGACAGCCUAAUUUAUGGAAGCCCUCUACCCACUACACUCUCCUUAAACAUCUGAUGAACCGGAAUUGGAUGACAGCUUCGGUCAAUAUUUGAAAUCUAACAAAUGCUGAAAGUGCUUUCUAGCAUAUCUGCCAUUCAAGGUCGACUUUGCAAUCUUGACGUCUAACAGGUGUUGUUAAUUGGUUGCGUUUUGUGAAGUGUCGGUGUACUCAUGGCGGAUGAUGACCAGCGUCAACGCCUGGUGUUUCUAGGCGCUGGGGCUGUUGGCAAAAGUUCUAUUAUCCAACGAUUCCUUAGUGAUACGUUCAGCGAGCAGUACAAAGAGACGGUUGAAGAUUUAUACUGCCGGGAGUACAACGUCAACGGCUCUCUCGUCAAAGUGGACAUUCUAGACACUGCUGGGAACUUCGCAUUCCCGGCUAUGAGACGAUUAUCGAUCUCCACCGCCCACGCAUUUGUUCUGGUUUAUGCCAUCAACAACAGGUCGUCUUUUGAAGAAAUCAAGCGAGUUUGGGAACAAAUCAAAGAAGAGCGGAGUAACAGCGAUGAGUUACCGUGUGUCAUAGUAGGCAAUAAAUCUGACUGUUACAAUGAGAGACAGGUGGAUAAAGAGGACGUAUUGGACUGGCUCUAUGACAAUGGGAUGAAUGCGUUCUUGGAAGUAUCCGCUAAACUUGGUGACAAUAUUCUAGACAUAUUUCAGUUGUUAUUAGAUCAGGUUAAAGGCCCUUACAUGAGAAGACUAGAACCAAUGCUUAGACGUCGCCUGAGCGCUAGUGUUGUAGAGGAAACACUCAGCAACGACCGUGAACAUCAGUUGGUGCCUGAGUCAGUGUUUUCUAGAAGUCGUAGUCUUAAGCCACGAGGAGGAAAACCCAAAACAAAACGUAACAGUGCUAAAUCAAAACGAGCUGAAACCACGGAGUGUACCAUCAGUUAAUACCAACAAGCUUGAAUGGCUGGUAUGGUUUUUCAGGGAUAAUUUGGCUACUAUGGGAAAGUCAUAAUAACUUAAAAUGCCCACAGUAUAUAAAAGAGAAUAUCCCGUACUAUUCACUUAUUAAAACACAAUUAGUUCAUUCUUUCUGUUAUUCUGUAAGUAAGUUUUCUUUACGCCUCAUUCAUUUCUUAACAGAUAAGUUGACAUUCUAAUAAUACGGUGCUUAUUUCAUACCUUUCUUGCACCACAAACACAUUGCUGUGCAGAUUAGGUUCCAAUAUACAGCAUUAUCAUGCUCAAAACGAUGUCAUUGUAAGCUAUGUAGUAAAUCAUUUUGUGGGAACAAAAAAUUCGCGUGGAGUUCAGUUUUGAUGUGAACAGAGAAAGUCCCUUGUAAACCAAGAAUUCUUCUUCAUUACUUUGAAAUUUUAGACAAUUUUUGAACUGGUUUAAUCCGAAACAGUAUGAAAUAAUAAGUAACGAGUGCUUCAAGCACACACUGGUAAAAAUGAUGCUUAUGAUGGUAUUAAUAACUGUUUCUCGUUUAAUCAUACCUCGAAUAUAUCAUUAUUACUGAGCUUUUUGGAUAUUAUCAGUUGUUAUGAUAUGGAUUAACCAAUUACUUGUUUUAUUAAUUACUUGUAUUAUUAAUAUAUUUGUGGCUUAGACUUUCCACUUGCUUCCCUGCUUAAUACCACUUUUCAUAUUGUAAUAAUGUAAUUUUCACCAUGUUCUUGCAUAGCGUGAACGAGAAAUCCAUCACGGCAAACUUGGUUACGUGCGUAUGUAUUAAGACAAAAUGAUGUUAACAAAAUAACUUUAAGAACAAACAAACAAAAACUCAACCCUAAAGACAGUGAAAAACUCUUGUCAAACACUUUGUCAGUUGUGAGCUUGCUCUGUGAUAAAAACAGACCUUCUAAAGGUCAUAUAUUACGUGCUGCUAGAAAAUUGCGAUUAAGAAAGUUCUUCAGUAUGGUGUGUUUGCAUGUCAUUUACAUAAACAGGGUGUAGCAAGAGCCGCGUUUCAA